Closterium sp. Yama58-4 is the source of this 1119-nucleotide messenger RNA. Lineage: Eukaryota; Viridiplantae; Streptophyta; Zygnematophyceae; Desmidiales; Closteriaceae. The record is from the annotation of a GenBank genome assembly.
AUGCAUCUCCUCUCCGAGGUCGAUAUUAGCUAUGUUCCCCCACCGUCCUUCCUUGUCGGCGUCACACCCUGCCACACACGCUUCCCCUCGUCGACGUCGCCGUCCCCCACGCUUCCCCCCACCGUCGCCCGCGCUUCUUCCCGCUGUCGAUCACACUUCACUCCGUCGUUGACCACGCUCUUCCUCCCGUCACCCACGCUUCCCCCCACUGUCGCUUACGCUCCCACCCACCGUCGCUUUUACACUUUCCCCCACCGUCGCCCUCGCUUUCCGCAACCGUCGCUCACGCUUUCCCUUACCGCUGCUCACGCUCCCUCCUGCCUUCCCCCACGCUUCCCCACACCGUCGCUCGCGCCCUCCCCCACCUUCCCUCACGCUUUCCCGCACAUCACCCACGCUUUCCCCCACCGUCGCGCUCGCUUCCUCCCACCGUCGCCCACGCUUUCCCCCACCGUCGCGCUCGCUUCCUCCCACCGUCGCCCACGCUUUCCCCCACCGUCGCGCUCGCUUCCUCCCACCGUCGCCCACGCUUUCCCCCACCGUCGCCCACGCUUCAUCUCACCGUCGCCCACGCUUCCUCUCACCGUCGCCCACGCUUUCCCCACCGUCGCCCACGCUUCCUCUCACCGUCGCCCACGCUUCCCCUCACUGUCGCCCAUGGCAGGUGGUGGUGCGGCUUUGGAGCAGAGUGUUGGGCGCACAGCCAGGGCAGCGCGUGCAGGCGGGCAGCAAGGAGUGCAGUGCUGCAGGGGGCUGUCGUCCUCCUCUCCCUCUCUCUUCCUCCCUUCCUCCAUCUAUCCCACACUCUCUGCCUCACUACCCUCUUUCCCCUUUCUGUUGCCCGUUCUCCCUCCCUUCCUCCCGCCCUCCCUUCCUGCCAUUCUCCCUCUCCUCAUCCUCCCUCGAUCCAGUCCCCCUUUCCCUUUCCAUCUCCCUCUCGCCCACUCCCUUCCUCACGCCAACCCUGCUCCUCCGUUCCACCCAUCCUCUCAUCCGCCCAUCCUCUCAUCCGCCCAUCCUCACUCCGUCGCCCUCACUGCCUCCCACUCUCCCUACACUCCCUCCCACCGUCACCCACGCUCCCCCCACACCCUUGUACCCUUCUUUCGUUCUCUCUGA